GUUACUAGCCGGUCCUAAGCCCGGGUAAAGAGGGAAGGUUGGGCAUAGGGCUAGCAACCCUACCCCGUAAAACAAAUCUAACCGCUAAAGAAACUUCAAAGCACAAACAAAAUAUAAAAAAUGAAAACAAACUUAUUCCCCGCUGGAAUCGGAGAGGCGAAAUGACGCCAGUUGGUGAAAGCCUUCGGGAAGCCAAUUGGCCGAUGUGUCUUCUCUCGAUGAAAGCGAAAGUAAACGUGGGGACAUGGAAUGUCCGCACGAUGUUUGAACCCAGUAAGGCAGCCCAGAUUGCAAGGGAGAUGAGAAGGUAUAACAUCGAAGUGCUUGGGAUUUGCGAAAGCAGAUGGAAUGGGAGUGGACUCUCCAAACUGUCAACUGGAGAAUCAAUAAUCUACUCCGGUCACCCAGACGCCAACCACGAGCACACUGAGGGAGUGGCUAUCAUGAUGUCCUCAAGAGCAUCGAAGGCUCUCAUGCAGUGGGAACCAAUCUCCUCCAGGAUCAUGACAGCAAGAUUCAACUCAAAAGGAAGAAAGGUCACAAUCAUACAAUGUUAUGCACCUACAAAUAAUGCAGAGCAAGAGAAAAAGGAGGAUUUCUACAGACAACUUCAAUCAACACUGGACAAGACGUCAGUUGGCGAUAUCAAAAUUCUAAUGGGCGACAUGAAUGCCAAACUGGGAGGGGACAACACGGGAAGAGAACUAACCAUGGGUCGAGAGGCGCUAGGUGAAAUGAAUGAGAAUGGAGAAUUGUUUGCAGAAUUCUGUGCAUUCAACGAUUUGGUGAUUGGAGGCAGUGUGUUCAGGCACAAGGAUAUCCACAAAGCGACAUGGAUUUCACCAGAUGGACACACUAAAAAUCAAAUCGACUUUAUCUCAAUCUCAAGAAAAUGGAGACGCAGUCUACUUAACACAAGGUCAAGAAGAGGAGCAGAUGUAGGUUCAGACCACUCACUCUAGUGCAAGGAACCUUCCAAAUCAAGUUAAAAGCCUUCAAGGAAGCUGGUGAUAGACCUCAAUUCAAGUACAACACUCGGAAACUGAAGGAUGAAACUACAAAGGAGAUCUUCAAGGCAGCCAUCAAGACAAAAUGGGAGACGUCGAGGGACAUCCCUGAAGAAACCUGUGUGGAAGAACACUGGAAGUCUUUGAAAGCUAUGUGGAAAGAAACCUGCACAACAGUAUUAGGAAGGAAGAAGAAAGAAGACAAGGAAUGGAUCUCGACGGAUACCUGGAAGCUGAUAGAGGAGAGGAGGAUGGUGAAGCAGAAGAUAAACCAGUGCAAGGAUGCUCAACGACAAGAGGAACUGAGCACAAUGUAUAAAACACUGGACAAAGAAGUGAAGAAGAGUGCACGCAAAGACAAAAGACACUUCUACGA
Molecule: messenger RNA, 1383 nt
Organism: Heterobilharzia americana
Lineage: Eukaryota; Metazoa; Platyhelminthes; Trematoda; Strigeidida; Schistosomatidae
Source: the annotation of a GenBank genome assembly